This is a messenger RNA of Clarias gariepinus (North African catfish), 6649 nucleotides long. RefSeq names its product AP2 associated kinase 1b (gene aak1b). The transcript is spliced from 21 exons. Bases 921 to 4070 code for a protein of 1049 amino acids. Gene Ontology annotation, biological process: protein phosphorylation. NCBI's taxonomy places the organism in Eukaryota, Metazoa, Chordata, Actinopteri, Siluriformes, Clariidae. Gene Ontology annotation, molecular function: protein kinase activity; ATP binding. The record is from RefSeq and is a predicted model, not a curated record.
UAGCGUACUGACAGCUACAAUUUGUCGCUGGAUUUGCGACACAGGUUUCCCCCCCUCAUAGAAAUGAUGGAGUCUCUUAAUCCGAAAAUGAUUCUUUAGUUAAAAAAUUUAAAAAUAAUAAAUAUCGCGUGUGCUGAUGGAAAUCGUCAGCGCAGCACAUAUCAUGUUAGGUUAUGUUAUGAUUUUCUCGGGGUAGCUGAACAGGCUAAGCUAGUAAGAUGCUAGUUUAGUUGAGACCAGUGCGUUCUGUAGCGGGUUAGCUUAGCUGGUUUAGAUUAGCCCGACUAUUUGUUUAUUUUUGCUCGUUGUUUUAAUGUAACGUGUUUAAUGUUUAUAAGUAAUGUCCGUUAAGCGUGGUAAUAUUGUACAGUGAUAUGGCGGUGUAUGGCUGUGUUUAAUGUUGCGGUGCUAACUGGCUAACUGCAGCCUGUCAUCCGUUAGUGUUAGCAUUAACGAUAACGUUCGCGCGCUGAAUGACCGAAAUCACAGUCGAGCUAAAAACAUUCGGUGUCUCAGUGUAACAGGAAUGGUUUAAGGUCGGGAAAGAUGUGGUGUUGUUUUUCUCAGGGGUUUAUCUAAAUGUCAGUUGCUUUUUCUGGUUUGUUUAUAGAGAUAGCCAACAUCAGAUAACUGGGAACAGAUGUUUAUCAAUGCUGUAAGAUACAACACCGUGAUUUCUAUAGGAUUAUAUAACACUAUAGACAGAAUGUCACCCCGGGCAGCUGAGGCAGUUUCUCAUUCCCAUUAAAAGAGGCUUCAAUUAUAUAUAUAUAUAUAUAUAUAUAUAUAUAUAUAUAUAUAUAUAAAUAUAUAUAUACAACCUCUCAUUAGGGCUCCGAGAACCCCUGUUAUUUCAUUAUUGGAUCAUUUGUGAUAACCCAGUUUGUAAGAAAGCCGUAUCUUAAGUCAAGGAUCUCAGCAUGAAGAAGUUUUUCGAUUCUCGGAGGGAGCUGGUUAGUGUCGGUCCGGGUUCUGGAGGUGGAGGAGGAUCCGGUGGAGUCGGUGGGAACUUCAUUGGAAGGAGCUUUACCAUCGGACAUCAUCAGGUCACCGUGGAGGAGACCCUCGCCGAAGGUGGAUUUGCCAUCGUGUUCUUGGUCCGGACCAGUCAGGGGGUUCGAUGUGCGUUGAAGAGAAUGUACGUGAAUAACGAACACGACCUGCAGGUGUGCCGCCGAGAGAUUCAAAUCAUGAGGGAUCUCUCAGGCCAUAGGAACAUUGUGGGCUACGUGGACUCAAGCGUGACGGCUGUAGGAGGUGGUGACGUGUGGGAAGUUCUCAUCCUUAUGGACGUGUGUAAAGGUGGUCAGGUGGUGAAUCUGAUGAACCAGCGUCUGCAGACGGGAUUCACAGAGACGGAAGUGCUGCAGAUUUUCUGUGAUACAUGUGAAGCCGUAGCUCAACUGCACCAAAAUAAAACUCCCAUAAUCCACCGGGACCUGAAGGUGGAGAAUAUCCUGCUACACGACCAGGGUCAUUAUGUACUGUGUGAUUUCGGCAGCGCCACCAAGAAGUUCCAAAACCCCCAGACUGACGGAGUGACUGUUGUGGAAGAAGAGAUUAAAAAGUAUACCACUCUCUCAUACCGCGCUCCUGAGAUGGUGAAUCUGUAUAAUGGUAAACUUAUCACCACCAAAGCAGACAUCUGGGCUCUAGGCUGCUUGCUGUAUAAGCUGUGCUUUUUCUCGCUGCCCUUUGGAGAGAGUCAGGUGGCCAUAUGCGACGGAAGCUUCACCAUCCCAGAUAACUCGCGUUACUCCUACGACAUGCACUGUCUGAUCCGCUACAUGCUGGAGCCGGAUCCGGAUAAACGUCCCGAUAUUUAUCAAGUGUCUCACUUUGCUUUCCGACUCGCUCGACGUGAAUGUCCUGUCCAAAACACACAGAAUUCUUCACUCCCUGCUAAGCUCCCUGAGCCAAUAAGAGCGAGUGAGGCGGCAGCAGCGAAGAAGAGCCAAACACAGACGAAGGCCAGGCUUACAGAUCCCAUUCCCACCACUGAAACGUCCAUUACACCACGCCAGAGGCCCAAAGCUGCUCAGGCUCAGCCAAUAGGAGGCGUCCUGCAGAUCCAACCUGCUGCACUGACGCCACGCAAGAGAGGUACACCUAUACACUCAGCCGUGAGUGUGAAUUUGGCUCAGCCAGCCGCAGCACUGCAGUCCCAGCUCACACACUCCUCUAACCAGCCCCAGCACAAACAGCCCGUCCAGCCAAUCCCAGUUUCAGCACCUGUAUCAGGAAGUGUAACUCCGCCUGUAACAAGCCCCGCCCCUCCAGCAGCAACAAGUCCUGCUCCGCAAAAAGCCACACCCACUCCGUCAAGUCCCGUUCCACCUACUGCUCCAGCACGUAGCUCCAAGCGCAAACAACAACAAAAUCAACAACCGGCACCGCAACAACAAAAACAGCCUCCUCUUGCAGCACAGCCACUUGACGCUACACCUACUACCACACCUCCUGCCCCACCCACUGCUGGGGAAAUGCCAAUCACCCCUGGCCUUUCCCAGACCCCGCCCUCUUCUCCAAAAACCCAAAAGGCAGGCCACAGACGCAUCCAGAGUGAUGUCACACACAGCGCAAUGGUUGGUGUGUGUGUAAGCGAGUCCACGCAGCAGCUGCAGGCUGCCUCAGCCGAGGCGAACCUCAACAAAUCCAAGUCAGCCAGCGCCACUCCAUCCAACUCACCACAGUCUUCCCAGCAGAGUGUCUACGAAACCGGCCAGCAGUGUGCAGUCAUCACUUCUGCCCCGAAUCUUGUCAUCACUUCUGCUCAAAGUCUUGCCACUCUUUCUGCCCCGAGCCUAAGUGCACCACCUGCUCCAAGUCUUAGCACCCCUGCUGCUUCAUGUCUCAGUGCCCUCGACCAGCCGUCCUGGAACCCGUUUGGAGACGACAACUUCUCCAAGCUGACAGCCGAGGAACUGCUUAACAAAAACUUCACCAAACUUUCCAAAGAAACCGCAGAGCCUCAGAGCAUUUGCUGCACAGAAGAACUUCUCCCUGGACUGGACUCUGUUGAACCCAUUACUCAGCCUUCAGCUGAAAGACCUUCUGAUAUUCUGGGGUUGGAUUCAGGUGCUGAUUUACUGGCAGUACCAGAAAAGCUAAUAGAGGGUCUGAAGUCUCCAGAUGCAUCUCUUAUGCUCCCUGACCUCCUGUCAAUGUCCGACCCCUUUGGCAGUUCUGUAGAAGACAUAAGAGAUGGAUGUACUGAGGCUUGUGUUGAUUCCUUGAUUCCUGGACUGGAGGCUCCUCAGGUUCAUCCUGUGCAGACUGAAGCAGUGAGGACUGAUGCUCUGAGUGGAGAAGACUCUCUCCUAGGCAGUCCUUUUUCCUCUGGCCCCGCCCCCUGUCUAGACGAAUUUGCACCUGUGUCAGGAGGAUCCGCCCACAGCACGACAGACCCGACAUGCUUGAUCUCUGGCUUCGAGCCACCCGGUUCGGACAAAGUGACAGAUGACGAGUUUGACCCGAUCCCGGUGCUGGUUUCCAAAACGUCUCAAGGUGAGCCAAUCAGUAUGAACGGUUACACACCUGGAGCUCCUGAACAAGACCAGGAGAAGAAAGAGGAUUUCGCUGGCAUCUCGUCUGUGGACGUUUUCUCCCUCGCUCCCUUCCCUUCCAGGCAACAAGAUGUUUUUCUUCAGGCUCCGUUUGGGCCUCGUAAAAAUGUUUCAGUGCUCCAGCCAUUUACAGUGAACUAUGAGACAUCCAGUGAGGGACAGCAGACAAUCACAGCGCCUUGUGUCAACUCGCAGGCAGCUACAGGGCACCAGGCUGUCUCUGCUGUCAGGCAGCAAACAGUCAAAGUGCCCCAAGUCACAUCUAAUGUCCGACAGGAGCCAAUUACAGCACAGCAUGUCUUGCCUGAUGGCAAUCCUCAGCCGCGUGACACGGCACACCGUGUCUUGUCCAGUGUGGGACAGCAGCCAAUCACAGCGCACCGUGUCGUGUCCAGUGUGGGACAGCAAGCUGCGGUUGGCUCUGUCUCUGUUGGGCCACUUUAUUCCUGGACUUUAGAUGUCAGAACAACAUUUCAGCCCAAGUGUCAUCAGGAAAAGCCUUAAUGUUGUACACACAAACACACACACGUGUUUAACAAAGAAUUGCAGUGGUAAAGGCCUAUUUAGAGUGAACACCAUGCAACUAAAUUAGUAUCUGUUUCACAGAGAUGGCACCAGCUGAGCAACAGGUUCUCUCUGAAGUGAGUUUCAGCAUUGUUCAGUGUGUCAGGAUAUUCGGUAUAUGACCUGGUUAACAGGCACAUUUUAAACAGUGUGAACUGUUCAACAGGCACAUCGUUUAAAGUUUUAUCCUGCAAAUAAAUAAAUAAAAAAAAUCAUGUUUGGUCAUAAAAGUGAAUAAUGGGGAAGUGAUUAUUGACAAACAGAACCACACAAUUCAAGCACAACGUUAUCUCAGAAAUGUGUGGGACUGUAGGAGGACUCAACUAGCCGCCUCUUCUGUGCAGCACUUUAUUUUCUUUAUACAUCAACAUAAUGCUCCAAGGUAUGAAGUAGUAAAGCAUUUUUAGACCUAGCACCUCCGUAUAUUACUUUUUAUGUUUUUACAUAAGUAAAUUAUGACUUAUCCAUAUAACCACAACAGUAUUUAGACAUAUAUACUCAACACGUAAACGAAGGAGAAUGUGAAUUAAGCAAAUAGAACUUAAAAUGCUAAUUAGAAUGUAAAACUGUUUCAUUUUUCUUUACAUCUUAAUUCAUAAACUGCCUGUAAUACCAUACGUCAAUGCAAAAUCAUAGGCAUCUUUAUUUCUGAUUAUAAACCAGCUCUUUGGAGACAUUCCCCUGGCCCCACCUCUCAGCUCUUCAGAGACAUUCCCAUUUUUCCAUUUCUCAGUUUUUUAAAGACAUUCCCCUGGUCCCGUGCUUCAGUUCUUUUAAAGACAUUCCACUGUCCUCAGCCUUCAGUUCUUUAGAGACAUUUCCAAUGUCCCACCCCUCACUUCUUUAGAGACAUGCCCCCUGUCCCAUUCCGUCAGUUCAUUAAAAACAUCCUAAUGGCCCCACCCCCCAGUACAUUAAAGACAUUCCCCUGGCUCCACCCUUCAGUUCUUUAAAGACAUUUUAACUGCCCCACCCCUCACUUCUUUAGAGACAUUCCCCUGGCUCCACCCUUCAGUUCUUUAAAGACAUUUUAACUGCCCCACCCCUCACUUCUUUAGAGACAUUCCCAUGGCCCCACCCUUCAGUUCUUUAAAGAUAUUCCCAUGGUUUCAUCCCUCAGUUCUACAGAGAUGGUUUCCUGCCCCACCCCUCAGUUCUUAAGGGACAUUGCCUAACCCCACCUCUUAGUUUUUUAGAGACAUUCCCUUUCCCCACCCCUCAGUUUUAGACAUUCCCCUAGUUCCAUUACUUGGUUCUUUAAAGACAGUCCCUUGACUCCACCCCUCAGUUAUUUAUAGCCGUUCCCCUAGCAACAUCCAUCAGAAUUUUGGAGCUAUUCCCCUGGCCCCACGCCUUAGUUUUUGGAGACCCCCUUCUUGGCCCCAAUCCUGACGUCCUUUGAGCCAUUUCCAUGGCCCUACCCCUUUGUUUAUUAGAGCCAUUCCCUUUGGCCCCUUUAACAUUAUUCUCCUAGUUACAUCCAUAAUUCCCUUGGCUCCACCCCUCAUCUCCCUAGAGCCAUUCCCCAGGUCCUGCUUCUAACCUUUUGGAGCCAAUCAUUAUGCAAAGCUGUAAGAAAUGUAGCUGUAAUAUUAACAUAGGGAUUCAGUGCUUACAAAGUUCAGCUGCAGGUUUACAGAUUUGAUUACAGAUUUGCAUUUUACAAGGUUACGUUUCUUUGUUUAAUUUCUAUACAAAUAUUUAAACAGACUGAUUAAAUCACGUCUCAAAUUUUCUUCAGAGAAUAUUUUGCGUUUUGGUACUGUAGCAUUAAUUUCUCAUUAGCAGGUGCUGUGUAAAUGAAAAUGAGCCUUUGAUACCUCUGUCAUAAAUAAUGAGGAUAUUGUAAUGAGGAGAAAGCAGUGACAACAGCAUUAAAGGUACAAUUUUGAGAUUGCUAACUAAGUUAUACUGUAUAGGUCAAAGGUCAGCGUUUUCAAUCUGUUUAAAGAAUUUCUAAGGUUUUUUUUUUUAAUCAUGGUACAUUUUUUGCUGUAAAUUGUCACAUGGACAGCUCUGUAAGUUCAUAUUAUUAUUUGGAGGUAUGUUCUUCUUCGCUGUACUGUUUAAAGAAUGAGGCAAAUGUUAAAUCUUUUCUGAGAGUUAAAUCGUAUUAUGAAGACGUUUUGGCUUCUGCUGUGCUUCGCCUGCGGUGUUUAUUGGCCGUAUAUAAGCCUCAGCUGUCAGUGUCUGCUGGCGUUUAGAAAUGUUCCAUUUCCACUCUCAUGUCACUUACAGUUUAAGUGUCUCAGAGUGAAAGCUGCUGUGUCAUCGUGGGCUCGAAGGGGGUCAUUUUGUCUCCUUUCUUUCUUUUUGGGAGUAAACGCAGCAAGUGGAGCUUAAUAUGCUCCAAACAUUAGGAAUAGUGCAUGAUAAUCACAUAUAUCUGUAUGUCCAUGUGUCAAUUUGUCUUCAUCUCUCUAUGUAUGUACUAUCAUUUUUUGUUUACCUGUCUGUUUCUGUAGGACAGCUCAAGAUUGACUGUAAAACUGUGGAAAAAUAUUAAAGAAAAACAUGCU